GAAUCAGGUUUUUACCGUCAACAUCGGCAUGAAACACGGCAUGAAGAAUUUCUUUCGCAUACAGACUUUCAAAGGAGAGCGCCUCAUAUCGAGAUUCGAUUGGACAUCUGUUAGCGAUGAUUGUGCCAUCAACGUACAAGGAGCAUUUGACAAUUCACUAUUUCCGCCUUUCAUCACGAAGAACAGCUCCCUCAGUAUUAUGGCCUUCCAAUUAUGUAGCGUUAUUCCAUUUCAAUAUAAACGCGAGGAGAUACACCAUGGCCUCCAUGGCUAUCGUUAUGUGAUUAUGCCGCCCAAGGAGACGAAAUGUUUUUCCAAAGCGUACGGCGAGACGUUGCCCAAGGACAUGUUUGAUAUAUCAAAUUGUGUGCGCAUGCCUUGGCUUGAAGAAGUUCCAACUGCCUUCUCGGCACCACACUUUUAUGGCAGCAGCUAUAAUUGGUCGGAGCAUUUCGAGGGCCUCAAUCCCAAUGCUGAAGAGCAUGAAGCUUUCAUCUUGCUUGAACCCACGACUGGUGUAAAGAUCAAUGAGAGGAUUCGCUUUCAGUCGAACACCAUCUUGCCCGAUCUAAGAAGUAUGUAUAAUGGACCGCAAAGGCUCAGCAAUAAGAUUGUACCGAAUUUUUGGUAUGAGUUUGAGAUGGAUGAACUGCCAUUUAAUGUACGUUUCAUUAUUUUCAUCAAUGCCUACGCAAUGCCAGUGCUGCAGCCAAUCAUGAUGAUCGUGCAGCUGUUGGGCGCCAUUUGGAGUCUAAACAUGCUUUUAAGAAUUCAUCGGCAGAGAAGAUAUCUUCCGGAGAAUGCUUUUAAUACGAUAGAAACGAACUUAUUAUUACCUCCAAAAAAUUCCAAUCUCAUUGUUUCACAAAGUUGCUACGAGCAAUCGUUAUCGCCUCCAAUUUUUGUUAUUGAAUAAGAAUUUUCAUUUGUUACAUAAUUAUUAAUUUGAAGUUUAUGAAAUAUUUCAAAACAUUUCAAUCACUAUCGCUUACAUUACGUAACCAAAUACGCCCAUAUUUUAUCACAUAAACUGGUACGCGAUAACGAAAUUUCACGAAUUUUCCAAGAACUAAUUUGUUUAUGAAUAAGAGAAGUAUAAAGCAGUUUUUCAAUUAAUUGUCAUAUUUUAACUAAUCAAAACCGUCAAACGUAUCGUAUAAAUUGUGCGAAGACUGCUGGACAAAUAACAGAAUGGGAGUACUGCAUAUAAUUAUAUUAAUAGAGGUUAUAAAUAGUUCCAAAUAAAAACCUCACCACCAUAAACUAUGAGCUUUUAUAAUCAGUGCGAGGGUUUUUCUAGGAACAAUGGGGAAGAAAUAUUUGUAAACAUUAAUUGAUUAAAUUCCCAAAAGAACGAAUUGGAGAGGCAGUGUCGUGCAGGAUGUGAUGCUCCCGAAUCACUAAACCACAUUCUGCAGAAAUGUCAUCGUACGCAUGGGAGGCGGGUGGCUAGACACAACAGUGUAGCUAAUUAUCUCAAGCGGGGACUUGAGACGAGAGGUUACUCUGUCAUUGCUGAACCAAGUCUGCAGGGAGAGAACAGGAUAUAUAAGCCGGACCUGGUGGGUUUCCGACCAGAUCACACUAUAGUGAUCGACGCUCAGGUAGUGACUGACGGACUUGAUCUUGACCAAGAUCAUCAGAAUAAGGUUGAGAUCUACGACAGACAGGACGUACGAACGGCUCUGGUUCGGGAUUAUCAGGCACAUGAGGACAUUAAAAUCGUUUCUGCUACGCUAAAUUAUGAAGUUUUUAAUAAAUUAUGUAUCUUUCCUGGGUCAGA
Drosophila sulfurigaster albostrigata is the source of this 1783-nucleotide messenger RNA. Its product is annotated as scavenger receptor class B member 1-like. Gene Ontology annotation, cellular component: cytoplasm; membrane. The transcript has 3 exons. Lineage: Eukaryota; Metazoa; Arthropoda; Insecta; Diptera; Drosophilidae. The coding region runs from base 29 to 916 and encodes 295 amino acids. Gene Ontology annotation, molecular function: scavenger receptor activity. The record is from RefSeq and is a predicted model, not a curated record.